Lotus japonicus is the source of this 2265-nucleotide messenger RNA. Its product is annotated as probable thimet oligopeptidase. The record is from RefSeq and is a predicted model, not a curated record. Gene Ontology annotation, biological process: peptide metabolic process; proteolysis. The transcript has 20 exons. Lineage: Eukaryota; Viridiplantae; Streptophyta; Magnoliopsida; Fabales; Fabaceae. Bases 39 to 2171 code for a protein of 710 amino acids. Gene Ontology annotation, molecular function: metalloendopeptidase activity.
CCGAAGGAGAAACAAAAGAGACAAAAAGAGCCGAGAAAAUGACGGAAAGUGAAGGAAAGUGUAAGAAAAAAAUGGAGCAACAGAAGAAAGGUCGAGGAAUGCUCGUCUUCACCGGAACUGCGGCGGUGGUCGCAGUCGCUGCGAACAUCGCUUUCGCUGCUAUCAAGCGCCAUUUGGAUAACAAUGCAAAGAAGCAGAAAGAUCUUGCAGGUUCUGAUGUGCGUGUUAAUCUAUCUCCAUCUGAGAUUCUUAAUUUGGCAGACCAAAUCAUCGCCAAGUCAAUCAAGGUCCAUAAUUCUGUUGCAUCGAUACCUCUCAAUAAGGUUACAUAUGCAAAUGUAAUAUCACCUCUGGCAGAACUGCAAGCGGAGCAGUUCCCACUUAUCCAUUCUUGUGUGUUUCCAAAGAUGGUAUCUCCUAGGGAGGAUGUGCGCGAAGCAAGUACUGAAGCAGAGCAAAGAAUAGAUGCUCAUCUUCACAUGUGCAGCAAACGUGAAGAUGUCUAUCUUGUUGUUAAAGCAUUUGCAGCUAGAGGUGAUUGGAUGAAUGCUGAAACCAAACGCUUUGUUCAAAUUCUGGUGAGAGACUUUGAGCGAAAUGGAUUGAACCUCACUGCAAGCAAACGAGAAGAGUUGCAGCGUCUGAGGGCUCUGAUUGAUGAGCUAAGCCUUAGAUAUAUUGAAAAUCUCAAUGAUCAUAGCGCGUUUCUUCUAUUCAAUGAGGCGGAGUUAUGCGGAUUACCUCCAGAGUUUCUCAAGGGUUUAGAUAAAUCAGAAAAUGGACAAUUGAAGAUCUCCCUGAAAAGUCAUCAUGUCACAGCUGUACUUGAAUUUUGCAAGGCAGGAACUACAAGACGGAUGGUAUUGGGAGCAUACGGUAAUCGAUGUGGAGAAGUCAAUCGUUCUAUUUUAGAAAGCCUGGUGCAACAGCGCCAUAAAUAUGCUCGUUUACUUGGCUAUUCAUGCUAUGCAGAGUAUGCUGUUGAUGUUAGAAUGACAAAGACACCUUCAAAGGUGUUUGAGUUUCUGAAAAGCAUGUCAACAAGUUUAACUGAGUUGGCUAUGAAAGAACUCGAUAUAUUGAAAGAUUUGAAGAGGAAAGAAGAAGGGGAGUUACCAUUUGGAACUGAAGACCUACUGUAUUAUGUAAAACGGGCUGAAGAGCAGAAUUAUGAUUUGGACUUUGGCGAGAUCAAGCAAUAUUUGCCAAUUAGUUUAGUUCUAUCUGGAAUCUUUAAAAUUGUCCAAGAUCUUUUUGGUUUAAGGUUUGAAGAAAUUGCAGGAGCUGAUGUUUGGCAUUGUGAUGUUCGUGUUUUUUCAGUACUUGACUUAGGUUCUAAUGAACUCUUAGGUUAUUGCUACCUUGAUUUGUUCUCAAGGGAAGGAAAAUAUGGCCAUACUUGUGUGGUGGCUCUCCAGAACAGUGCAUUAAGAAUCAGCGGGUCACGACAGAUACCAAUUGCGUUACUAAUAUCCCAGUGUCAAAAGGGUGCUGACAGUAGCCCUGGAUUAUUGCGGUUUUCUGAGGUGGUUGGUCUUUUCCACGAGUUUGGCCAUGUGGUUCAACAAAUUUGCAACCGUGCUUCAUUUGCUAGAAUUUCUGGAUUACUUGUUGAUCCUGACUUUGUGGAGAUACCUGCUAAACUGCUCGAAAACUGGUGUUUCGAAAGCUUUUCUCUGAAGUUGAUUUCUGGAUUUCAUCAGGAUAUCACAAAGCCUAUAAAUGAUGACUUAUGCAAAUCAAUUAAAAGAUGGAGGACUUCCUUGUCUGCAAUUAAAUUGAAGCAAGAGAUUCUAUACUGUCUUUUCGACCAAAUCAUACAUUCGGCGGAUAACAUUGACAUUCAAGAGUUAUUCAAGAAUCUUCAUCCUGAGGUGAUGUUAGGAUUGCCGGCAUUAGAAGGAACCAAUCCAGCUUCAUGUAUUCCUCAAAGUGUUAUUGGUUGCGAAGCAGCUUGCUACAGUAGUAUGUGGAGUGAGGUUUUUGCUGCUGAUAUUUUCGCCUCAAAGUUUUGCAAUGAUGAUUCAAACCAGCACGUAGGCAUGCAAUUCAGGAACAAGGUAUUGGCCCCAGGCCGAUCGAAGGAUUCUAUUGAAGUGCUAUCGGACUUUCUAGGAAGAGAACCAUCAAUUCAGGCUUACGUUGAGAGCAAAACCAAUAAUAUUUUGUAAGGCUUUUAUCGACGAUUAUGGUGUCUUUAGACAAUUUUUUAGGUACAUCUCUGUUGACAUUUUAAUCAACAUACUGCUUCUGGUUUUUUUUAAA